Penicillium alfredii is the source of this 1761-nucleotide messenger RNA. RefSeq lists its product as uncharacterized. NCBI's taxonomy places the organism in Eukaryota, Fungi, Ascomycota, Eurotiomycetes, Eurotiales, Aspergillaceae. The record is from RefSeq and is a predicted model, not a curated record. The transcript has a single exon. The coding region runs from base 1 to 1761 and encodes 586 amino acids.
AUGGUUAGCAAAAAUCAAUCUCUGCAGUCUGUCGACUUGGACAACCCCGAAGAAGUUGCCCAGUGCUUGAGGCGUGACCAGCAACUAUGCUGGGAGAACAGACGGCCCAGCAAUGUCGCUUUUCGCCUGCCCUCUGCUCCAAGUUCCUUCCUGGAUAAAGUCGCAUGGCAUCUCACGCCUCAUAGUGAGAUUCCCAAAUCCCUGCGCUCGAUGCGAUGCGAGAGCAUCAUCAAGGGAAUCAGGGCGUACGGACAACAGACCAUACUAAACUCUGACCGCGGCAAUGAGCCAUGGGCGCAAAGAGACGUGGCCCCAACGAACGAGGAGCUCGAGACCACCCUGAAAGUGCUGGGGGAUCUCCAGAGACAUGGGUCGAUAUCUGAGAUAUCGUCGUCCAGUCCAUUAUCGGACGUGAUUGUUGCCGUGCAAAACCAGCUCUCUCUGGACAGCACUGAGCGAUCUAAGAUUUACAACAUGUCCCGCAGAUUCGGGGACGACGGGAAACCAAACCCCAGGCAACUUCGGUGUUAUAUCUGUCGCUACUGUUUCUCGGCAUCCGAAGCACACGAGUUCUAUCCGGCGCUGUGCCGACCCUGCGGUCUAUUCAACCUCAGAUGCUCGGAGCGCUCGCUGCCCGAGAAGCUUGAUCUGGCCAACAAGACAGCCCUGGUGACCGGAGGCAGGAUUAAUCUUGGCUACCACACUGCUCUACGGUUGCUCCGGUGCGGUGCCCGGGUCAUCGUCUCAUCUCGGUAUCCCGCAGAUGCAGCAGCGCGAUAUGCAAAAGAGACCGACUUUGGAGAGUGGGCGUCGCGGUUGAAGAUUGUCGGGGCAGACUUCCGCACUGCCCAAGAUGCGUUUCGACUGGUUUAUAUCGUCAAAGACCUGCUUUCUACCUGGGCGACAACCUCUGAAUCCGCGUCGAAACAAACCCUCGAUAUCUUGAUCAACAACGCCGCGCAGACAUUAACAGAUCCCGUCAAAGCGGAGAUGAGAGCUAUCUCCCGAGAAGAGCAACUAAGACACCUCCCCGUGACCAAGGCCCUGCUCGCCGGCGGUGCAGACCAAGGCUAUUUACCGCGAGUGCGAGGAGGCCUCCAAGCAUCGUGGAUCCCAAGCAUCGAAAACGAGCAAACACCCCUCCAGAUCGACAACAAGCCCUCGGCUCCAGAAAAUGAAUCCGCGAAGGAGAUCACACACAAGAGCCUCCGCAGCACAAACGAAACAGACCCCGACAAAUCCUCCUGGGUCCAGUCCCUGCACGAAAUUCCCUACGAAGACCUGAUCAGCGCGCACUCCGUCAACGCCUUCGUCCCACUAAUCCUGUGCCGCGAGUUGCUCGCCUGCAUGGGCACCGAUGACCCAGCCUCAACUAUAAAUCCCCAGGGCUUCAUCGUCAACGUCUCGUCGCGCGAAGGCAUCUUCGAGGAUGUCCCCCGCUCACGCAGCAAGGCCGGCCACCACGUCCACACCAAUAUGUCCAAGGCUGCUAUCAAUAUGAUCACCGAGACGGAGGCCCAUUCUGCGUGGAAGCGGCGUCGUGUCACGAUUAACUCCGUUGAUCCGGGGUAUAUGAGUGCGGCACCCGAGUGCCAGCGGGAUGAGGGGUGUCCGAUUGGAUUUGACGAUGGGGCUGCGCGUGUUUUGUGGCCUGUUGCUGUGUCUGAGACUGGGACUGGGGGGCAGGGGCAGGUUGUUACUGGAAGAUUUUUGAAGCAUUUUACUGAUGGGGUUGCCUUGACGGGGCGGGGAUAUCAAUGA